This is a messenger RNA of Coregonus sp. 'balchen', 26706 nucleotides long. Lineage: Eukaryota; Metazoa; Chordata; Actinopteri; Salmoniformes; Salmonidae. The record is from the annotation of a GenBank genome assembly.
UGUUCACGUGUGGGUGGACGGGAUAAAGUCAUUAUUCACACUGAUUUCGUAACUUUGUAUUUUCCCGUCCAAGAAACACCACAAUACAUUUUUUAUAGGCUUCUUAAUCUUUCACCGUGCUCUACCUUAAUCAAUUUCGUUGAAACACGGAACUGACAAAAAACUGACAGAACUGACAAAAAAAUCAUCGGAUCUGCUUCCAUUCAGCACUGCACUCAGUCUCACUAUUUACCUUAGCCAUGCAGCUCAUUAUUUCCUGUGUUCUCCUGGCAUUUUGGAGGGGAUUGGUCAUUGGUAAGAAAAAAAAAGUUUUUUGUUAUUGAAUUUUGGAGAUAAUGACAUUCAUGUGCCAAUUAGUAUCUAAUUUAAUGUAACUGGGAUUGAUUUGAUGUUGUUGAGUUGUUGUGUCUUUUUGUAGUUAUACAUUAUAUUCCUUGGUCAGCUAAUUUUACCAAGGAAUACUACAGAAGUGACUGCAGCAAAAACGAUUAGGUGGCAGUUUAGUUUAGCUAUUAAUGGGAUCAAUAAUGUAUACUGUCAUUUUACUGACUGCAGUCUGUCAAAAGGGUGAUUCUAUCAGUUGAAGAGUUUUGAUAGAGGACACUUGUCCACCCAUGUAAGCUUCACAAAAAUGGUGUAGUGGUUCAAAGGUCUUAUGUGCUCAUUCAGACACAUGCACACAUGUUGUUCAGGAGAAUAGCUGACACACAGACAGCUGGGUACCCAACACAUGGUGUGCUUUUCAGAAUUCAGUAAAUAGGCCUAGUGGUUCUAAGUUAGAACUUCUAACCAAAGCCCUUCUGAAACAACCCUAAUUUGUAAUACACUCCACUAAGAUAGUAGUUAGAUUGAAUGAAUGACAAGUCCCAUUAGGCAUUAGGACUGUGUUUUUUGUGUUUGGCCAUAGGGUUCCGCUGUCCUCUGAAUGACUUCCAGCGUUCCGAGGGAAGGGAGCUGGUUCCUACCUCCUGGAACUCUGCACGGGUGCUGAUACUCCCAGGGCUGACGCUGGAGGACUGUGCCAGACGAUGCUCAAAUACACUGGACUGCAGGUACCUUGGAGUGUUGUAUGACCUCACUACAACACCUAGCAAUCUUAGCGAUCUUAGGUGUUGGACUAACAGUCCCAAGGACACAGGUUUGAGUGCCAGUCAGGCUAGCCCAGAAUUCAUAAAAAAAUAUAACACAAGCUUACAUGAAAACUCCUUGGACAAGGAAGCGUGCAGGUAAGAUCAUGGUCGACCCUGCCCACCCUGGACACCCCAUCUUUUAAAGACUCCCCUCUGGCAGACGGUUUAGGGGCCCUAUUCAAUCAACAUCGUGGAAGUUCAGCUUGACAGCGUGAUUUAAAUCUAAAGACAAUGUUCCCACUUUAGCGGAGACUGCAUUCAUGGUAAACGCUGCAUGUCGGCUCAAUCGGAAAUUACCUUUACAUUUCUAGCACUGAAUCUGUAACGCUUCAUCUUUACAGAUUGAAUAGAGCCCUAGGUCAGUCAUGAACAAAAUGGCCGCCACCUGAACAGUUUCUUCCCCCAUGCUGUGGCCCUCUUCUUCCCCCAUGCUGUGGCCCUCAUCAACCGGCCAGUGGGCUCAUAGGAAUUACACUAUAUAUACAAAAGUAUGUGGACACCCCUUCAAGUUAGUGGAUUUGGCUUUUUCAGCAAAACCGGUGCUGACAGGUGUAUAAAAUCGAUAACACAGCCAUGCAAUCUCCAUAGACAAACAUUGGCAGUAGAAUGGCCUUACUGAAGAGCUCAGUGACUUUCAACGUGGCACCGUCAUAGGAGGCCACCUUUCCAACAAGUACAUUUUUCAAAUUUCUGCCCUGCUAGAGCUUCCCUGGUCAACUGUAAGUGCUGUUAUUGUGAAGUGGAAACAUCUAGGAGCAACAACGGCUCAGCCACGAAGUGGUAGGCCACACAAGCUCACAGAACCUGAGUGCUGAAGUGCGUAGCGCUUAAAAAUCUUCAGUCAUCGGUUGCAACACUCACUACCAAGUUCCAAACUGCCUCUGGAAGCAACGUCAGCACAACAACUGUUCGUCGGGAGCUUCAUGAAAUGGGUUUCCAUGGCCGAGCAGCUGCACACAAGCCUAAGGUCACCAUGCGCAAUGCCAAGUGUAGGCUGGAGUGGGGUAAAGCUCGCCGCCAUUGGAUUCUGUAGCAGUGGAAACGCGUACUCUCGAGUGAUGAAUCACGCUUCACCAUCUGGCAGUCCGACGGGCGAAUCUGGGUUUGGUGGAUGCCAGGUGAACGCUACCUGCCCCAAUGCAUAGUGCCAACUGUAAAGUUUGGUGGAGGAGGAAUAAUGGUCUGGGGAUGUUUUUCAAGGUUCAGGCUAGGCCCCUUAGUUCCAGUGAAGGGAAAUCUUAACGCUACAGCAUACAAUUACAUUUACAUUUACGUCAUUUAGCAGACGCUCUUAUCCAGAGCGACUUACAAAUGGGUGCAUUCACCUUAUAGCCAGUGGGAUAACCACUUUACAAUGUUAUUAUUAUUUUUUAUUUUUUUUUUGGGGGGGGGGGGGUUGGGGUAAGGGGGGGUAGAAGGAUUACUUUAUCCUAUCCCAGGUAUUCCUUAAAGAGGUGGGGUUUCAAAUGUCUCCGGAAGGUGGUGAGUGACUCCGCUGUCCUGGCGUCGUGAGGGAGCUUGUUCCACCAUUGGGGUGCCAGAGCAGCGAACAGUUUUGACUGGGCUGAGCGGGAACUAUGCUUCCGCAGAGGUAGGGGAGCCAGCAGGCCAGAGGUGGAUGAACGCAAUGCCCUCGUUUGGGUGUAGGGACUGAUCAGAGCCUGAAGGUACGGAGGUGCCGUUCCCCUCACAGCUCCGUAGGCAAGCACCAUGGUCUUGUAGCAGAUGCAAGCUUCAACUGGAAGUCAGUGGAGUGUGCGGAGGAGCGGGGUGACGUGAGAGAACUUGGGAAGGUUGAACACCAGACGGGCUGCGGCAUUCUGGAUGAGUUGUAGGGGUUUAAUGGCACAGGCAGGGAGCCCAGCCAACAGCGAGUUGCAGUAAUCCAGACGGGAGAUGACAAGUGCCUGGAUUAGGACCUGUGCCGCUUCCUGUGUAAGGCAGGGUCGUACUCUCCGAAUGUUGUAGAGCAUGAACCUACAGGAUCGGGUCACCGCCUUGAUGUUAGCGGAGAACGACAGGGUGUUGUCCAGGGUCACGCCAAGGCUCUUCGCACUCUGGGAGGAGGAUACAACGGAGUUGUCAACCGUGAUGGCGAGAUCAUGGAACAGGCAGUCCUUCCCCGGGAGGAAGAGCAGCUCCGUCUUGCCAAGGUUCAGCUUGAGGUGGUGAUCCGUCAUCCAUACUGAUAUGGAUGACGGAUCGCAGAGAUGCGAUUCGCCACCUGGUUAUCAGAAGGGGGAAAGGAGAAGAUUAGUUGUGUGUCGUCUGCAUAGCAAUGAUAGGAGAGGCCAUGUGAGGAUAUGACAGAGCCAAGUGACUUGGUGUAUAGCGAGAAUAGGAGAGGGCCUAGAACUGAGCCCUGGGGGACACCAGUGGUGAGAGCACGUGGUGCGGAGACAGCUUCUCGCCACGCCACUUGGUAGGAGCGACCGGUCAGGUAGGACGCAAUCCAAGAGUGAGCCGCGCCGGAGAUGCCCAGCUCGGAGAGGGUGGAGAGGAGGAUCUGAUGGUUCACAGUAUCAAAGGCAGCAGACAGGUCUAGAAGGACAAGAGCAGAGGAGAGAGAGUUAGCUUUAGCAGUGCGGAGAGCCUCCGUGACACAGAGAAGAGCAGUCUCAGUUGAAUGACCAGUCUUGAAACCUGACUGGUUUGGAUCAAGAAGGUCAUUCUGAGAGAGAUAGCAAGAGAGUUGGCUAAAGACGGCACGCUCAAUAGUUUUGGAGAGAAAAGAAAGAAGGGAUACUGGUCUGUAGUUGUUGACAUCAGUGGGAUCGAGUGUUGGUUUUUUGAGAAGGGGUGCAACUCUCGCUCUCUUGAAGACGGAAGGGACAUAGCCAGCGGUCAAGGAUGAGUUGAUCAGCGAGGUGAGGUAAGGGAGAAGGUCACCGGAGAUGGUCUGGAGAAGAGAGGAGGAGAUAGGGUCAAGCCGGCAGGUUGUUGGGCGGCCUGCCGUCACAAGUCGCAAGAUUUUAUCUGAAGAGAGAGGGGAGAAAGAAGUCAAAGCAUAGGGCAGGGCAGUGUGAGCAGGACCAGCAGUGUCAUUUGACUUUACAAACGAGGAUCGGAUGUCGUCAACCUUCUUUUCAAAAUGGUUGACGAAGUCAUCCACAGAGAGGGAGGAGGGGGGGGGGGGAGGAGGAUUCAGCAGGGAGGAGAAUGUGGCAAAGAGCUUCCUAGGGUUAGAGGCAGAUGCUUGGAAUUUAGAGUGGUAGAAAGUGGCCUUAGCAGCAGAAACAGAUGAAGAAAAUGUAGAGAGGAGGGAGUGAAAAGAUGCCAGGUCCGCAGGGAGUCUAGUUUUCUUCCAUUUCCGCUCAGCUGCCCGGAGCUCUGUUCUGUGAGCUCGCAAUGAGUCAUCAAGCCACGGAGCUGGAGGGGAGGACCGAGCCGGCCGGGAGGAUAGGGGACAUAGAGAGUCAAAGGAUGCAGAAAGGGAGGAGAGGAGGGUUGAGGAGGCAGAAUCAGGAGAUUGGAGGGAGAAGGUUUGAGCAGAGGGAAGAGAUGAUAGGAUGGAAAAGGAGAGAGUAGCGGGAGAGAGAGAGCGAAGGUUGCGACGGCGCAUUACCAUCUGUGUAGGGGCAGAGUGAGUAGUGUUGGAGGAGAGCGAGAGAGAAAAGGAUACAAAGUAGUGGUCGGAGACAUGGAGGGGAGUUACAGUGAGAUUAGUAGAACAACAGCAUCUAGUAAAGAUGAGGUCAAGCGUAUUGCCUGCCUUGUGAGUAGGGGGGGACAGUGAGAGGGUGAGGUCAAAAGAGGAGAGGAGUGGAAAGAAGGAGGCAGAGAGAAAUGAGUCAAAUGUAGACGUAGGGAGGUUGAAAUCCCCCAGAACUGUGAGGGGUGAGCCAUCCUCAGGAAAGGAACUUAUCAAGGCGUCAAGCUCAUUGAUGAACUCUCCAAGGGAACCUGGAGGGCGAUAGAUGACAAGGAUAUUAAGCUUAAAUGGGCUAGUGACUGUGACAGCAUGGAAUUCAAAUGAGGAGAUAGACAGAUGGGUCAGGGGAAAAAUUGAGAAUGUCCACUUGGGAGAGAUGAGGAUUCCUGUGCCACCACCCCGCUGACCAGAUGCUCUCGGGGUAUGCGAGAACACAUGGUCAGACGAGGAGAGAGCAGUAGGAGUAGCAGUGUUUUCAGUGGUAAUCCAUGUUUCCGUCAGCGCCAAGAAGUCGAGGGACUGGAGGGUAGCAUAGGCUGAGAUGAACUCUGCCUUGUUGGCAGCAGAACAGCAGUUCCAGAGGCUGCCUGAGACCUGGAACUCCACAUGGGUGGUGCGUGCAGGGACCACCAGGUUAGAGAGGCAGCAGCCACGCGGUGUGAGGCGUUUGUAUAGCCUGUGCGGAGAGGAGAGAACAGGGAUAGGCAGAGGCAUAGUUGACAGGCUCUAGCAAAUGGCUACAAUAAUGCAGAGGAGAUCGGAAUGAAAUGAACUAAACAUCUGGGAAAGGAGAGAGCGGGGCCUCCCUCACCACAACUCCCAAAUAUAACUCUCCCAACUUCCACCUCAGAAACUAUAAUUGUUGUAAACUACAAUGACAUUCUAGACAAUUCUGUGCUUCCAACUUUGUGGCAACAGUUUGGGGAAGGCCCUUUCCUGUUUCAGCAUGACAAUGCCCCCGUGCACAAAGCGAGGUCCAUACAGAAAUUGUUUGUCAAGAUCGUUGUGGAAGAAGUGGCCUGCACAGAGCCCUGACCUCAACCCCAUCGAACACCUUUGGGAUGAAUUGGAACGCCGACUGCGAGCCUGGCCUAAUCGUCCAACCUCACUAAUGCUCUUGUGACUGAAUGGAAGCAAGUCCCCGCAGCAAUGUUCCAACAUCUAGUGGAAAGCCUUCCCAGAAGAUUGGAAGGCUGGUAUAGCAGCAAAGGGGGGGCCAACUCCAUAUUAAUGUCCAUGAUUUUGGAAUGAGAUGUUCGACGAGCAGGUGUCCACAUACUUUUGGUCAUGUAGUGUAAGUGACUUUACAUUUAACCAAUGUCAUCAAUGACCUCUAAUACAAAUCUGCACUAUACUGCAUUUGCACCAGUGGAGGCUGCUGAGGGGAGGACAGCUCAUAAUAAUGGCCUGAACGGAGUAAAUGGAAUGGCAUCAAACACAUGGAAACCAUGUGUUUGACGUAUUUGAUACCAUUCCAAUAAUACCGCUCCGGCCAUUACCACGAGCCCAUCCUCCCAAAUUAAGGUGCCACCAACCUCCUGUGAUUUGCACUAUGUAGACCUCUGCACAACACUGCAUAUAUUUGCCAUGGCAACAGCCUUCCCUCUGCUUAUAUAGAAGUAUCCCCUCCUUAAAUGGUAUAUUCCCACUGCAGUCAGCCUAAACUCCAGAGUUGUAUGUUUACUGUACUGAAAUGGUAUACUCUGUAUGAUGUCUAUGUGGACUUGUGUCUGAAUUCUGUUUGUAUAUUGUCUGUUGCUGGCAGCUCCUUCUCACUAAGGCAAAUUCCCGGGUAAUUCCAUGUGUAAAUGUACUUUGAUGAAUAAAGGUGAUUCUGAUUUCAUCAGAGCCUUCAACUACGAGACGCGUCCCUCCAUCACCUGUAAACAGCUACCAUGGGUGGAGGAUGGCAGCAACGCAGAGGUCAAGAGGAACGUCAACUGUGACCUUUAUGAGAAGAAGGGUAAGCUUUGGGGUCAAAGUGAGGUCAUGUUCUCUGUCAUUUAAGUUCUCAGUUAAUUUAUGUCAUGUUACUACAAAAUGAGUGAUGUUGUGUCAGUAGUAUGCUGUGAUUUUAUUUUGAAAAGCCAUAUUUUUUUCUGUGAUGUGCAGUCUACGUAAGAAAGUGCAUUGUGGGUAAAGGAGAAGACUAUCGAGGCAAGGUGUUCAUGACAAAAAGCGGCCAUACUUGUCAACAGUGGUGGUCAAAGUUCCCACACGAUCACAGGUAAUAUCAUCCCAUUGAUUUCUGGGAGUUGUAGUUUGGAAGUUGAAAACAUGUAUAUAUAUAUAUAUAUAAUAUACUGUAUAUAUAAUAAGAUAUGUCUCUGUCUCUCUCACACACAUUCUGUUUCUAUACUUGUCAUAGAUGGACACCCACAGCCACUAAUGGCUUGGAGCUGAACUACUGCAGGAACCCAGAUGGGGACCGUAUCGGGCCGUGGUGCUACACCACUGAUCCAGAAUAUCGUUAUGAGACCUGCAAUAUCCCCCACUGCAAAGAUGGUACAUCCCAUUCUGUUAAAAAUUCCAGCGGUUGAAGGAUUGCAACUGCAAAUGUUUCUAAAGAUAAUGUGAAGAACACUAUGUGUGUAUGUGUUGUCUUUGAACUUAUUAUCUGUUUGGCACAGUGGACAUGUCUGUUUGGCACAGUGGACAUGUCUGUUUGGCACAGUGGACAUGUCUGUUUGGCACAGUGGACAUGUCUGUUUUGAUCACAGAGAACAUCACAGUGUUGUUACAGACUGUGUGUGUUUGGGUUUGUGCACAGAGGUGUGUAUCACAUGUAAUGGGGAAGACUACAGGGGUCAGGUUGACCACACAGUGAGUGGCAGAGAGUGCCAACGUUGGGACCAGCAGUAUCCACAACAACACAUCUACCAGCCUGAGAAGUAUGUCUGUCCACCCAGUACUAUUAUCACCUACCACGAUAACCACUACCACUACAACCACUACCACUAAAACCACUACCACUACAACCACUACCACUACAACCACUACCACUACCACUACCACUACCACUACCACUACCACUACCCACUACCACUACCACCACUACCACUACAACCACUACCACUACAACCACCACCCCUACAACCACUACUACCACUACCAACAACACACAUACACACCACUACACCCACUACCACUACAACCACCACUACCACUAAAACCACUACCACACACCAACCCACAACCACCACACUACCACUACAACCACUACCCCUACAACCACUACUACCACUACCACUACCACUACAACCACUACCACUACAACCACUACCACUACAACCACUACCACUACAACCACUACUACAACCACUACCACUAAAACCACUACCACUACAACCACUACCACUAACCACUAAAACACCACCUACCACACAACCACUACACCACACUACCACAACCACUACCACUACCACUACAACCACUACCACUACAACCACUACUACCACUACAACCACUACCACUACAACCACUACCACUACAACCACUACUACAACCACUACCACUAAAACCACUACCACUACAACCACUACCAACCACUACCAUUACGACUACCCACUACAACUACAACCACUACUUACAACAACUACCGCGACACACUACAACUACAACCACUACCCACUAACACUGCAAACCACUACCACUACCACUACCACUAAAACCACUACCACUACAACCACUACUACAACCACUACCACUACAACCACUACCACUAAAACCACUACCACUACUACCACUACCACUAAAACCACUACCACUACAACCACUACCACUACAACCACUACUACCACUACCACUACCACAACCACUACCACUAACACCACUACCAUUACCACUACUAUCACUACCACUACAACCACUACCACUACUAACACUACAACCACUACCACUACAACCACUACCACUACCACUACAACCACUACCACAACCACUACUAUUACUUUACGGCCUUAUUCUAAAAUUGAUUAAAUUGUUUUUUCCCCUCAUCAAUCUACACACAAAACCCCAUAAUGACAAAGUGAAAGCAGGUUUUUAUACCUUUUUGCAAGUUUAUAUAUAUAUUUGCUUAAAUAUCUUAUUUACAGUAAAGUAUUCAGACCCUUUGCUAUGAGACUCGAAAUUGAUCUCAGGUGCAUCCUAUUUCCAUUGAUCAUCCUUGAGAUGUUUCUACAACUUGAUUGGCGUCCACCUGUGGUAAAUGCUAUUGAUUUGGAGAUGAUUUGGAAAGGCACACACCUGUCUAUAUAAGGUCCCACAGUUGACAGUGCAUGUCAGAGCAAAAACCAAGCCAUGAGGUUGAAGGAAUUUGUCCGUAGAGCUCCGAGACAGGAUUGUGUCGAGGCACAGAUCUGGGGAAAUGUACCAAAACAUUUCUGCAGCAUUGAAGGUCCCCAAGAACACAGUGUCCUCCAUCAUUAUUAAAUGGAAGACGUUUGGACCCACCAAGACCCUUCCUAGAGCUGGCCGCCCGGCCAAACUGAACAAUUGGGGGAGAAGGGCCUUGGUCAGGGAGGUGACCAAGAACCCGAUGGUCACUCUGACAGAGCUCCAGAGUUCCUCUGUGGAGAUGGGAGAACCUUCCAGAAGGACAACCAUCUCUGCAGCACUCCACCAAUCAGGCCUUUAUGGUCGAGUGGCCAGACGGAAGCCAAUCCUUAGUAAAAGGCACGACAGCCCGCUUGGAGUUUGCCAAAAGGCACCUAAAGCGCACUGCGACCAUGAGAAACAAGAUUCUCUGGUAUGAUGAAACCAAGAUUGAACUCUUUGGCCUGAAUGCCAAGCAUCAUGUCUGGAGGAAACCUGGCACCAUCCUUACGGUGAAGCAUGGUGGUGGCAGCAUCAUGAGAUGGGGAUGUUUUUCAGCGGCAGGGACUGGGAGACUAGUUAGGAUUGAGGGAAAGAUGAAUGGAGCAAAGUACUGAGAGAUCCUUGAUGAAAACCUGCUCCAGAACGCUCAGGACUUCAGACUGGGUCGAAGGUUCACCUUCCAACAGGACAACGACCAUAAGCACACAGCCAAGACAACGCAGGAGUGGCUUCGGGACAAGUGUCUGAAUGUCCUUGAGUGGCCCAGCCAGAGCCCGGACUUGAACCCGAUCGAACAUCUCUGGAGAGACCUGAAAAUAGCUGUGCAGCGAUGCUCCCCAUCCAACCUGACAGAGCUUGAGAGGAUCUGUAGGGAAGAAUGGGAGAAACUCCCCAAUUACAGGUGUGCCAAGCUUGUAGCGUCAUACCCAAAAAUAAUUUAGGCUGUAAUCGCUGCCACAGGUGCUUCAACAAAGUACUGAGUAAAGGGUCUGAAUACUUAUGUAAAUGUGAUAUUUCCGUUUUUUAUUUUUAAUACAUGUGCAAAAUGUGGAAAAAGUGAAGGGGUCUGAAUACUUUCUGAAUGCACUGCCAGCAUUACUCCGCUCUAAUCAAUAUUUAGUACUGUAACAGAGUAGAGAACAAUCAAUAAUUCCAAUUGAGAAGUUCCUAACAUUGUGCUGGAAUACUGUACAUGUGCGUUCCAGGUAUCCAGAUAAGAGCUUGGAUGAUGACUACUGCCGUAACCCAGACGCCUCCCCUGUUCCCUGGUGCUACACCACAGACCCUGAUAUGGAGAGAGAGAGCUGCGAGAUCAGCAAGUGCUGUACGUCUUUCCCCCUCAUACACCCACCCUGUACAUUCAUUCACACUAUUCCGUUGUUAUAACAAUGUAAUACAAUCUAUAUCACCUUUCUCCUUUCACUCUAGCUGUGGUUACAAAGAGACGCCUCCGGUCCAGCUACACCACAAACUGUUUCCGUGGUCGCGGGGAGGAUUACCGCGGUAAAGUAAAUGAGACGACCAGCGGUAUCGCCUGUCAGCGUUGGGACGCCCAGUACCCUCAUGAGCACCCCUUCUACCCAAACACCUAUGAAUGCAAGUAAGCCAGAAAAAUGAGAGGUGGGACUGAUGGUUGAAGGGACGAGAGGUGAUGGUUAAAGGGAUGAGAGGUGGGACUGAUGGUUAAAGGGACGAGAGGUGGGACUGAUGGUUAAAGGGACGAGAGGUGGGAAUGAUGGUUAAAGGGACGAGAGGUGGGACUGAUGGUUAAGGGGACGAGAGGUGGGACUAAUGGUUAAAGGGAUGAGAGGUGGGAAUGAUGGUUAAAGGGAUGAGAGGUGGGAAUGAUGGUUAAAGGGAUGAGAGGUGGGACUGAUGGUUAAAGGGACGAGAGGUGGGACUGAUGGUUAAAGGGACGAGAGGUGGGACUGAUGGUUAAAGGGACGAGAGGUUGGGACUGAUGGUUAAAGGGACGAGAGGUGGGACUGAUGGUUAAAGGGACGAGAGGUGGGACUGAUGGUUAAAGGGACGAGAGGUGGGACUGAUGGUUAAAGGGACGAGAGGUGGGACUGAUGGUUAAAGGGACGAGAGGUGGGACUGAUGGUUAAAGGGACGAGGGGUGGGACUGAUGGUUAAAGGGACGAGGGGUGGGACUGAUGGUUAAAGGGACGAGAGGUGGGACUGAUGGUUAAAGGGAUGAGAGGUGGGACUGAUGGUUAAAGGGAUGAGAGGUGGGACUGAUGGUUAAAGGGACGAGAGGUGGGACUGAUGGUUAAAGGGACGAGAGGUAGGACUGAUGGUUAAAGGGACGAGAGGUGGGACUAAUGGUUAAAGGGACGUGGGACUGAUGGUUAAAGGGAUGAGAGGAGGGACGAUGACUUGAGGAGUGAAGUGAAGGUUAUUGAGAUGAGUAUCUACAUGAAUGGCUGAUCUUGGGUCUAGUUAUUUAUAUUCCUAGAAUACGUUUACAUUUUAGUCAUAGCAGACGCUCAUAUCCAGAGCGACUUAGAGUCAGUAGCAUACAUCCAACCUACUGUAUUUACCCAUGAAUAAUGAUCCAUGUGUUUUUGUGUGCUAUACUUAUUGGCUAAACUAUUUGCUAUACCAUUGCUCCCAGGGGCUUGGAGGAGAACUACUGUCGUAACCCAGAUGGAUCCGAGGCGCCCUGGUGCUUCACGUCUGUGCCUAUGAUGAGGACGGCUCUCUGUUUACAGAUCAAACGCUGUGCAGACGACAUCGAAGCUGAGGGUACACUGUCCUCUGGUGUUUCAAUUGGACCGAUGCGCUCUCAAUGCAAUCUAUGUUCCUCAAACACAAGUCUACUUAAUAACUCAAAGAAGUGGUUGGAGGUUAAUUCUAUUUCAAUUCCAGUCGUUUUUUAAGAUAAACCAAAUUCCAAUUCCACAUUUUUCUAAUUGAAAAGCAUUAAAGAGAAUUGGAAUUAGAAUGUUAGUGUAUUGACUGGAAUACAAAUGGAAUUGAUCCCAACCCUGUAAUCAUGUUUUCAUGUCCUUUUUCCCCACACCCUAGAUUGCUACCAUGAAAAUGGUAAAAACUACAGGGGUGUAGUCCGAAAGACGCGUAAGGGCAUCACUUGCCAGAAGUGGAGUGUCAACAUGCCACACAAAACAAAGUAUGACAAAUAACCAGUAGAUUCUAAAAUUAAAUUGAUCAUGAAUUUGUAAAAGGCAGGUCUGUUUGGCAUUGUCAAAGAGGGAAACUCAAUAUAUAUAUUUGUAUUUAUUUAUGGGAUAGUAGCAUGUGUUUGUAGGAGUGUCUCCUGUGACAUGCGCAGGUAGGUUUACUGUACUGUGGCUUUCCAGGAUAAACCCAGGGACCCAUCCUGAUGCCAACCUGACAGAGAACUACUGCCGGAACCCAGAUGGGGACCAGCACGGACCAUGGUGCUACACCACUGACCCCAAAACAGAGUUUGACUACUGCGCCAUCAAGCAAUGUGGUAAAGAUUCCACUCCUCCCAUUACUCUGUGCCGUCAGGCAUCACAUUCCUCUCUCCAUAUAUCUUUAUUUUGUUACUCUGUCACUCAUUAUCUUUUAUCUCUAUGCUCUAAUAGUAUGCCUAAUAUCAUUAUUAAUAAUAACAAUAUUAACUUACUAACACUAUAAAGCUCUUUUAAUACAUUUUGCUCAAAGCACUAAUCCCUCUAUGGCUCUGUGUUGUUAUAAACUGAUUCAAUAAUUAUUCUGGUUAUUGUUGUUUGAACAGCUGGGGAGAAACUGUCCAUCAUUGAGCCAGCAGGUGAGUUUCUAAAGGGAUAUGCAACUAGAAUGAAAAAUAAGUAUUUCCUGGAAGUGGACCUGUGGACACAACUUUACUCAUCAACUGAAGUAGUUGUGUGUGUGUGUGUGUGUGUGUUUGUGUGUGUGUGUGUGCGUGUUUGUAUGCACAUGAAUGCAUGUGUGUGCACACAGAGAUUGUUGAGUUUAACGAGUGUGGGAAGAGAGAGGAUCGUUUGGCCAAGAGCCCAAUAAUGCGCAUUGUUGGUGGCCUUCCUGGAAACUCUCCCUGGACAGUCAGCCUCAGAGACAGGUCAGUCUGAAACAGCAGCCUUCAUAACCUCUAUGUCUCCCCCUGUAAGAGCCCAAUCUUCAUAACCUCUCUCAAUUCAAUUCAGUAGACUUUAUUGACAUGGCAAGUUAAAUUACUUACAUUGUCAAAGUAUACAUAUAACAAAAAUGGUGGGACCAACAGCAAUAAGGCAUCAGUAAUAUAUCUCUCUCUCUCCUCUCUCUCUCUCGCUCUCUCUCUCUCUCUCUCUCUCUCUCUCUCUCUCUCCUCUCUCUCUCUCUCUCUCUCUCUCUCUCUCUCUCUCUCUCUCUCUCUCUCUCUCUCUCUCUCAAUUCAAUUCAAUUCAAUUCAAUUCAAUUUCAAUUUAAGGGCUUUAUUGGCAUGGGAAACGUGUGUUAACAUUGCCAAAGCAAGUGAAGUAGAUAGUAAACAAAAGUGAAAAUAAACAAUAAAUAUUAACAGUAAACAUUACACUCAGAAGUUUCAAAAGAAUAAAGACAUUUCAAAUGUCAUAUUAUGUAUAUAUACAGUGUUGUAACAAUGUGCAAAUAGUUAAAGUAGAAAUAGGAAAAUAGGAAAAUAAAUAAACAUAAAUAUGGGGUUGUAUUUACAAUGGUGUUUGUUCUUCACUGGUUGCCCUUUUCUUGUGGCAAACAGGUCACAAAUCUUGCAGCUGUGAUGGCACACUGUGGUUUUUCACCCAGUAGAUAAGGGAGUUUAUCAUCUAGAUAGGGGGGGGGAAGAGAAGCGAAUUUAGUAUAAGACCUGUUGCGGGCAUCGUAGGCCUGAGAUCAUCGCUUGAGGCAUUGACGGAGAGAGGAAGAUCACGGAGGCCCCGUUUCUUUUUCUUAUAGGAGGUAGAAGAGAGAGAGAGCUAAUAGAGAUAGAGGAGCGAAAGAUAGUUUGUGGACAAUAGUACUGUUAUUAGAGAUGUGUGGGUUGUGUAUGAAGAAAAUAGUCUCUCUACUGUUAGAGCCCCAAGUCUUCAUACCAUCUCUCUCUCUCCCUGGGUUUUUUUUUUUAGAGGCCCAGUCUAAGUCUUCAUAACCUCUCUCUCUCCCUGUUAGAGCCCAGUCUUCAUAACCUCUCUCUCUCCCUGUUAGAGCCCAGUCUUCAUAACCCUCUCUCUCUCAUGUUUAGAGCUGUCUUCAUUAAACCUCUUCUCUCUCUCCCGUAGAGCCAAAGGAUGAAGAAACUAUAUGAUCUACCGAUAGUUGAGAAAGGCCAAAGUACUAAUAACCCUCUCGCUCUCUCCCUGUUAGGAGCCAACAAGUCUCUUUUAUAACAUCUCUCUCUCUCCUUGUUAGAGCUCCCAGGAGUCAGGUCUUCAUAACCUCUCUCUCUAUCCUAUUAGAGCACAGUCUUCAUAACCUCUCUCUCUCCCUGUUAGAGUGUCUUAUAACCUCUCUCUCCCUGUUCGAGCCAGAAACAUCUUCAUAACCCUCUCCUUCACUAUUAGAGCCAAGUUCUUUAUAAUUCCCUCUCUCUUCCUGUUAGACCAAAAAGGUCUUCAUAACCUCUCUCUCUCCCCUGUUAGAGCCCAGUAGUCAAAAAAAAAGUUCUUUCAUACCUCUCUCUCUCCCUGUUAGAGCCCAGUUAUUCAAACCUCUCUUCCUUCCUGUUAGAGCCCACCCCGUCUCAUAAAACUCUUCUCUAUCUUUUUUACCUCUGUUAGAGCCCAACCAGUAGUCUUCAUAAACCUCUUCCUCUUCUCUCCCUGUUUGUUUAGAUUAGUUUUUUCGAAGCCCAGACUUAGAAUGUAAAAGGACCUUCAUAAAAAGAAAGCCAGCAGGACACCAGCAGACUUCAUGAUCAGACUUCAUAACCCUCUCUCUCAAAGAAGGUAGAAGAAAAAGUCUUUUCCUUUAUAAACUUAUCUUUCUCCAUGUUAGAGCCCAGUCUUCAUAACCUCCAGUCUUCAAACGAGAUGAUGAGAUAGAGUAUGAGUAGAUCUAGCGAGAGAGAGAGUAGAGAGCGUGCAAUCGCGAGAGAGAGAGAGCGAGAGAGAUAGAUGAUUAUAUCUCAGCUAUCUCUCUCCCAAUGUUAGCUCUCUCUUCUCUCCUCUCCUCUCUCUCUCUCUCCUCUACCAAUAUCAUCUCUCUCCCCCUCCCAUUGUUAGAGCAUAGUCUUCAUUCUCUCUCUCUCUCUCCUCUCUCUCUCUCUCUCUCUCUCUCUCUCUCUCUCUCUCUCUCUGUAUCUCUCUCUCGCUCUCUCUCUGCUGUAAGCUCUCUCUCUCUGUAUCUCUCUCUCUAUCUCUAUCUGUAUCUUCUCUUCUCUCUCCUGUGUAUAUCUCUCGAUCUCUCUCUCGAGAGGGGAGAGAGCGGGAGGAGAGAGAGAGAGCGCGAGGGCGAGGGAGAGCGAGAGAGCGAGAGCGCGAGAGCGAGGGAAGAAGCGGAGAGCGAGCGGGGAGAGAGAGAAGGAGCGAGAAGAGGAGGAAGAGAGGGCGAGAGAGAGAGGGGAGAAGAGAGAGAGGGAGCGAGAGGGGAGAGAGCGAAGAGCGCGAGAGAGAGAGAAGAGAGAGCUAUCUAGCUCUAUCUCUAUCUAUAUCUAAUAUAUUAUCUCGUGUGGGUAAGAUCUCUUUCUCUCUAUUUAUGUUAUAUAUCUCUAUCUAUCUGUAUCUCUAUAAGUAUCUCUAUAUAUCUCUGGAUCUAUAUAGGAUCUUCUCUAGAGCGAGGGGGAAGAGAGAAGAGAGAGGAGGCAGAUGGAGAAGAGGGAAGAGGAGAGAGGGAGAGAAGGGGAGAGAGAGAGAGAGAGAGAGAGAGAGCGAGAGAGAGAGAGAGAGAGAGAGAGAGGAGAGAGAAAAGAAAAGUGGGAGGUGGGGUAGAGACUAGUAGUUAAUUAUAUAUCGAUAUAUUAGCUAUAUAUAUCAGAAUAUAUAGAUCGAUAUAUGAUAGCUAUAUCAUAGCUCUCUUAUAUCUAAUCUAGAUAUAUCUCUCUCUCUCUCUCUCUCUCUCUAUAUCUCUGUAAUCUAUCUCUUUCUCUCUUCUCUCUCUCUCUCUGUAUCUCUCUCUCUCUCUCUCUCUCUCCUCUCUCUAUGUAUCUCUAUCUCUCUCUCUGAUCCUCUCUCUCUCUGUAUCUCUCUCUCUGUAUCUCUGUAUCUCUCUCUGUAUCUCUGUAUCUCUUCUCGUAUAUCUCUCUCUGAUCUCUCUGUAUCUCUCUCUAUCUCUCUAUUGUAUCUCUCUCUCUCGUAUCUCUUCUCUCUGUAUCUCUAUCUGUAUUCUCUGUAUAUCUCUCUGUAUCUCUCUCUCUCUGUAUUCUCUCUCUCUCUUCUCGUCUCUCUCUCUGCCUCUCUCUCUCCUCUUCUCUCUCUCAUCUCUCUCGGUAUCGCUCUCUCUCUCUCCAUCUCGCUAUCUCUCUGUGUAUCUAUCUCUUCUCUCUCUCUGUGAUCUCUCUCUCUCUUCUGUUAUCUCUCUCUCUCUAGGUAUCCUCUCGUAUAUCGCACUUUCUCUUUAUUGUUGUAUCUCUCUCUUCUCAGCUAGAUAGCUAUCGCAUAGAUCUAUCUCUAUCUCUCUCUCUCUACUAUCUAUCGCUCUCUAUAUAGCUCUCUAGCGAUACUCUCUCUCCCGUGGGGUUAGAGCCAAGUCUUCAAUAACCUCUCUCUCCUCUCUCUAUCUCUCUUCUCUCCUCCUCCCAUUGUUAGAGCUAGUCUUCAUUCUCCUCCUCUUCUCUCUCCUCUCUGAUCUCUCUGUAUAUCUCUGUAUAUAUAUAUCUCUAUCUCUAUCUGUAUCUCUCUCUCUUUUCCUUUUUUUUUUUUUUUGGUUUUAAAAUUUAUCCUCUCCUGUAUCUCUCUGUAUAUAUAUAUCUCUCUCUCUCUCUGUAUCUCCUCUCUCUCUCUGUAUCUCUCUAUCUGAUCUCUCUGUAUCUCUCUCUCUCUGUAUCUCUCUGUAUCUCUCUCUCUCUGUAUCUCUUCUCUCUCUCUCUCUGUAUCUAUCUUCUCUCUCUCUGUAUCUCUCUCAGUAUCUCUCUCUGCUCUCUGUAUCUCUCUCUGUAUCUCUCUGUAUCUCUCCUGUAAUCUCUCUCCUCUGUAUCCUCGGUAUCUCUCGUAUCUCUCUCUCUCACUCCUCUCUCUCCUCUCUCUCUCUCCUCCUUCGAAAAGAUCCUCUCGGGCGAAAGGAAUAAGAGAUAGGAGUGUAGCUCUCGAUAUAGGGAGCGAGCUAGACUCGUGACUAUCUAGAUAUCUCUUUAUCUAUCGGAUAUAGUAGCUCGAGUAUAUAGAGAGCGAGAGCGAGAGAGCUAGUAGAUACUCUCUCAGUCUCUCUCUUCUCUCUCUCUCUCUCUCUCUCUCGCUCUCUCUCUCUCUCUCUCUCUCUCCUCUUCUCUCUCUCUCUCUCUCUCUCUCUCUCUCUCGGUCACCAGCCCAGUAUUCAUGACCUCUCUCUCCUUGUGUGCAGGAAAGGAAACCAUUUCUGUGGAGGCUCCCUGGUUAGUUCCAAAUGGGUGAUCAGUACUAAGCAGUGUUUCUCCUCUUGGUAUGCUUUUAUUAUUUAUAAAGCAUUUACAUGUUUUUUUCUUUUUUAAACACAGUAAAAUGAAAAAACACUGUAAAACCCAAUACCUUUUAAAAGAACCAGAUCUAGACUCUAAAACAACAAGCCUAAAAUUACCUCAAAUGGUGUAAAUCUCUUGAAUCUGAUGGGGAUCGUUGGUCAGUGUGUGUUCUCUAUGUGCAGUUAUGUUGACCUUCCAGGGUACUCAGCCAUGAUGGGGACAUUGUUUCGUAACCCCAUAGUAGGAGAGCCAGACCGACAGACUAUCCCUCUCACCAAGAUCGUCUGUGGACCCUCUGAGUCGCAGCUGGUCAUGCUUCAACUGGAAUAGUGUGUACACACACGCAUGCAGCGACGCACACACGCACAUACACAAACACACGCACUAACCACAUACGGUACACACGUACAGUACAUCGUACACAUACAGUACCCAUGCAAUAUUAUCAUACCUUUUCCAACUAGUCCACCCCAUAUUAUUUAACAGCAAACCCAUUUAAAUCCCCAUUCUGCUCAGUCUGAUGUUCUUUCUCCUCCUCCUCUUCCUCAGCCCUGCCCAGUUUAACGAGCGUGUGUCUCAGAUAUGCCUGCCCCCUGAACGCUACAUAGUUCCAGACGGAACCCUCUGUGAGAUCGCAGGCUGGGGGGAAACUCAAGGUAAAGUAGAGCUAUGCUCAUAAUAGUAACACUUCAAUAUAAUUUAGUCACAUUCCUCCAUAUGAAUCUUUAAAGGCACCCACCAGAGGGCAAUGCCGCUCCUAUUUUGACGUAAUUCCUGCUUGUUUACGUUCCACCUCCGAAGAAUGACACAGGCUACUUACAGUGGCUUGCGAAAGUAUUCACCCUCUUUGGCAUUUUUCCUAUUUUGUUGCCUUACAAUCUGGAAUUAAAAUGGAUUUUUGGGGGGUUUGUAUCAUUUGAUUUACACAACAUGCCUACCACUUUGAAGAUGCAUCAUAUUUUUUAUUGUGAAACAAACAAUUUUUUUAAACAAGUUAUUUCUUUCAUUUAACUUCACCAAUUUGAACUAUUUUGUGUAUGUCCAUUACAUGAAAUCCAAAUAAAAAUCAAUUUAAAUUACAGGUUGUAAUGCAACAAAAUAGGAAAAACGCCAAGGGGGAUAAAUACUUUUGCAAGGCACUGUAUACAUACAGUAUUCACGAAUUGGGGGUGGGAAAGAACGUUGUGGGGAUUUCCACAUAGAGUCAGUGUAGCUAUAAUGCUAACCUUAGCUAGCCAACUUGCUAACUUUAUCUAGCUAGCAAAUGUUAUCUGUUGUUGCUGUUUUUUUAUUUUUUAUUACACCGUAUUCAAAAGAUUAGCCAGCUGGCUAGGCUGGCUCUGGCGUAUUUUUUUAUUGUGAAACAAACAAGAAAUAAGACAAAAAAACAGAAAACUUGAGCGUGCAUAACUAUUCAGCCCCCCCAACCCACCCCACCCCCGCCCCCCAAGGAAAUACUUUGUAGAGCCACCUUUUGCAGCAAUUACAGCUGCAAGUCUCUUGGGGUAUGUCUCUAUAAGCUUGGCACAUCUAGCCACUGGGAUGUUUGCCCAUUUUUCAAGGCAAAACGGCUCCAGCUCCUUCAAGUUGGAUGGGUUCCGCUGGUGUACAGCAAUCUUUAAGUCAUACCACAUAUUCUCAAUUGGAUUGAGGUCUGGGCUUUGACUAGGCCAUUCCAAGACAUUUAAAUGUUUCCCCUUAAACCACUCGAGUGUUGCUUUAGCAGUAUGCUUAGGGUCAUUAUCCUGCUGGAAGGUGAACCACCGUCCCAGUCUCAAACGUGUUUGCUUAUUUAUUUCUUUAAGCAAUUGCUUUUUUCCUUGCCACUCUUCUGUAAAGCCCAGCUCUGUGGAGUGUACAGCUUAAAAUGGUCCUAUGGACAGAUACUUCAAUCUCCGCUGUGGAGCUUUGCAGCUUCUUCAGGGUUAUCUUUGGUCUCUUUGUUGCCUCUCUGAUUAAUGCCCUCCUUGCCUGGUCCGUGAGUUUUGGUUGGCGGCCCUCUCUUGGCCAUUCAGAACAGGUGUAUAUAUACUGAGAUCAUGUGACAGAUCAUGUGACACUUAGAUUGCACACAGGUGGACUUUAUUUACAGUGAGGGAAAAAAAUAUUUGAUCCCCUGUUGAUUUUGUACGUUUGCCCACUGACAAAGACAUGAUCAGUCUAUAAUUUUAAUGGUAGGUUUAUUUGAACAGUGAGAGACAGAAUAACAACAAAAAAAUCCAGAAAAACGCAUGUCAAAAAUGUUAGAAAUUGAUUUGCAUUUUAAUGAGGGAAAUAAGUAUUUGACCCCUCUGCAAAACAUGACUUAGUACUUGGUGGCAAAACCCUUGUUUGCAAUUACAGAGGUCAGAUGUUUCUUGUAGUUGGCCACCAGGUUUGCACACAUCUCAGGAGGGAUUUUGUUCCACUCCUCUUUGCAGAUCUUCUCCAAGUCAUUAAGGUUUCGAGGCUGACGUUUGGCAACUCGAACCUUCAGCUCCCUCCACAGAUUUUCUAUGGGAUUAAGGUCUGGAGACUGGCUAGGCCACUCCAGGGCCUUAAUGUGCUUCUUCUUGAGCCACUCCUUUGUUGCCUUGGCGGUGUGUUUUGGGUCAUUGUCAUGCUGGAAUACCCAUCCACGACCCAUUUUCAAUGCCCUGGCUGAGGGAAGGAGGUUCUCACCCAAGAUUUGACGGUACAUGGCCCCGUCCAUCGUCCCUUUGAUGCGGUGAAGUUAUCCUGUCCCCUUAGCAGAAAAACACCCCCAAAGCAUAAUGUGUCCACCUCCAUGUUUGACGUUGGGGAUGGUGUUCUUGGGGUCAUAGGCAGCAUUUCUCCUCCUCCAAACACGGCGAGUUGAGUUGAUGCCAAAGAGCUCCUUUUUGGUCUCAUCUGACCACAACACUUUCACCCAGUUCUCCUCUGAAUCAUUCAGAUGUUCAUUGGCAAACUUCAGACAGGCCUGUAUAUGUGCUUUCUUGAGCAGGGGGACCUUGCGGGUGCUGCAGGAUUUCAGUCCUUCACGGCCUGUGUGUUACCAAUUGUUUUCUUGGUGACUAUGGUCCCAGCUGCCUUGAGAUCAUUGACAAGAUCAUCCCGUGUAGUUCUGGGCUGAUUCCUCACCGUUCUCAUGAUCAUUGCAACUCCACGAGGUGAGAUCUUGCUUGGAGCCCCAGGCAGAGGGAGACUGACAGUUCUUUUGUGUUUCUUCCAUUUGCGAAUAAUCGCACCAACUGUUGUCACCUUCUCACCAAGCUGCUUGGCGAUGGUCUUGUAACCCAUUCCAGCCUUUUGUAGGUCUACAAUCUUGUCCCUGACAUCCUUGGAGAGCUCUUUGGUCUUGGCCAUGGUGGAGAGUUUGGAAUCUGAUUGAUUGAUUGCUUCUGUGGACAGGUGUCUUUUAUACAGGUAACAAACUGAGAUUAGCAGCACUCCCUUUAAGAGUGUGCUUCUAAUCUCAGCUCGUUACCUGUAUAAAAGACACCUGGGAGCCAGAAAUCUUUCUGAUUGAGAGGGGAUCAAAUACUUAUUUCCCUCAUUAAAAUGCAAAUCAAUUUAUAACAUUUUUGAUAUGCGUUUUUCUGGAUGUGUUGUUAUUCUGUCUCUCACUGUUCAAAUAAACCUACCAUUAAAAUUAUAGACUGAUAAUUUCUUUGUCAGUGGGCAAACGUACAAAAUCAGCAGGGGAUCAAAUACUUUUUUCCCUCACUGUUACUAAUGUACAGUGGGGAGAACAAGUAUUUGAUACACUGCCGAUUUUGCAGGUUUUCCUACUUACAAAGCAUAUAGAGGUCUGUAAUUUUUAUCAUAGGUACACUUCAACUGUGAGAGACGGAAUCUAAAACAAAAAUCCAGAAAAUCACAUUGUAUGAUUUUUAAGUAAUUAAUUUGCAUUUUAUUGCAUGACAUAAGUAUUUGAUCACCUACCAACCAGUAAGAAUUCCGGCUCUCACAGACCUGUUAGUUUUUCUUUAAGAAGCCCUCCUGUUCUCCACUCAUUACCUGUAUUAACUGCACCUGUUUGAACUCGUUACCUGUAUAAAAGACACCUGUCCACACACUCAAUCAAACAGACUCCAACCUCGCCACAAAGGCCAAGACCAGAGAGCUGUGUAAGGACAUCAGGGAUAAAAUUGUAGACCUGCACAAGGCUGGGAUGGGCUACAGGACAAUAGGCAAGCAGUUUGGUGAGAAGGCAACAACUGUUGGCGCAAUUAUUAGAAAAUGGAAGAAGUUCAAGAUGACGGUCAAUCACCCUCGAUCUGGGGCUCCAUGCAAGAUCUCACCUCGUGGGGAAUCAAUGAGGAAGGUGAGGGAUCAGCCCAGAACUACACGGCAGGACCUGGUCAAUGACCUGAAGAGAGCUGGGACCACAGUCUCAUAGAAAACCAUUAGUAACACACUAUGCCGUCAUAGAUUAAAAUCCUACAGCGCACGCAAGGUCCCCCUGCUCAAGCCAGCGCAUGUCCAGGCCCGUCUGAAGUUUGCCAAUGACCAUCUGGAUGAUCCAGAGGAGGAAUGAGAGAAGGUAAUGUGGUCUGAUGAGACAAAAAAAUAGCUUUUUGGUCUAAACUCCACUCGCCGUGUUUGGAGAAAGAAGAAGGAUGAGUACAACCCCAAGAACACUAUCCCAACCGUGAAGCAUGGAGGUGAAAACAUCAUUCUUUGGGGAUGCUUUUCUGCAAAGGGGACAGGACGACUGCACCGUAUUUAGGGGAGGAUGGAUGGGGCCAUGUAUCGCGAGAUCUUGGCCAACAACCUCUUUCCGUCAGUUAGAACAUUGAAGAUGGGUCGUGGCUGUGUCUUCCAGCAUGACAAUGACCCGAAACACAGCCAGGACAACUAAGGAGUGGCUCCGUAAGAAGCAUCUCAAGGUCCUGGAGUGGCCUAGCCAGUCUCCAGACCUGAACCGAAUAGAAAAUCUUUGGAGGGAGCUGAAAGUCCGUAUUGCCCAGCGACAGCCCCGACACCUGAAGGAUCUGGAGAAGGUCUGUAUGGAGGAGUGGGCCAAAAUCCCUGCUGCAGUGUGUGCAAACCUGGUCAAGACCUACAGGAAACGUAUGAUCUCUGUAAUUGCAAACAAAGGUUUCUGUACCAAAUAUUAAGUUCUGCUUUUCUGAUGUAUCAAAUACUUAUGUCAUGCAAUAAAAUGCAAAUUAAUUACUUAAAAAUCAUACAAUGUGAUUCUCUGGAUUUUUGUUUUAGAUUCCGUCUCUCACAGUUGAAGUGUACCUAUGAUAAAAAUUACAGACCUCUACAUGCUUUGUAAGUAGGAAAACCUGCAAAAUCGGCAGUGUAUCAAAUACUUGUUCUCCCCACUGUAUGUGACUUCUGAAGGUAAUUGGUUGCACCAGAUCUUAUUUAGGGGCUUCAUAGCAAAGGGGGUGAAUACAUAUCCACGCACCCCUUUUCCGUUAUUUAUGUUUUAGAAUUUUUUGAAAAAAGUACUUUUUUUAAUUUCACUUCACCAAUUUGAACUAUUUUGUGUAUGUCCAUUACAUGAAAUCCAAAUAAAAAUCAAUUUAAAUUACAGGUUGUAAUGCAACAAAAUAGGAAAAACACCAAGGGGGAUGAAUACUUUUGCAAGGCACUGUAUACAUACAAUAUUCAUGAAUUGGGGGUGGGAAAGAACGUUGUGGGGAUUUCCACAUAGAGUCAGUGUAGCUAUCAUGCUAACCUUAGCUAGCCAACUUGCUAACUUUAUCUAGCUAGCAAAUGUUAUCUGUUGUUGCUGUUUUUUUAUUUUUUAUUACACCGUAUUCAAAAGAUUAGCCAGCUGGCUAGGCUGGCUCUGGCGUUGGAUUUGUCAUAAGCAUUUAGAGAAAACUACUUUGACUAAUUGACUUCGCCAUUUAAUGUUAUCUCCAAUAUUUUGGCAUCUUCCGUAAGAGACAUGCAUUUUUCUACAUUGUAAUGGACACGGUGCAACCUUCUGUAGGUAGGCUGCUGGCAGGCUGCAGUACAGCAAUGCCAAGUAAGCCCUUGCUCAUGGUUCUCACAAAGGAAGUGAAAUGAUAGGCUUGAAUGACUUUGCUCAUCAUUUACAUUUCAAAUAACAUGUAACAACACCCUGAGCGCAUCGGACACAAAACCCCAAUACAAAUGCAACAACAGCACAACAAAAUAGAUAAACAAGUUCCUUGAAUUUUCUUUCAUGGGUGCCUUUUCAUUAUACGAUAGACUAGCAAAAAUAAAAGUGAAAAUCUACAAAUUAUCUAAUAGAAUAUAUAAAUUAUCUGGUAAAAAAAAGUGGAGGUACAAAAACAUACAUCUUUAUUUGCUCCAUGGCUCAGGCAGCCAAGUACUACGGCGACAAGCUGUUUGGCUCAUUCGCGACUCGACUCCGAAGAGGAAGAACUUUGCAGGUGUUUCUGAUUAAUUGCUGGUUGGUGGGAACAUUAAAAUAAAACCCAGCCCUGAAAAGAAACGUCAUAUCAUAGGGGAAGCACGCGGCAUUGACUGUCACUCCUGCUCCAGUGCUUGACGUCGCCGGUCUACUGUACUAACCACCGGUCCUGGCAAUCUUCAUUACGCACACCUGCUCCCCAUUAUUACACACACCCUUCAUCAUCACCUUGAUUACCUUCCCUUUAUUUAGCCCUCAGUAGCCUCAGUCAUCAGGCAGUAUUGGCUUGUUUUCAUUCACGGUCUGUACGCUUCUCCUGUUUUGUUUAUCUGCAUUCUUCAUUAUUAAACUCACCUUCUGCACCUGCUUCCUGACUCCCGGCGUAUACGUGACAUUGACACAAACAAAAAUUAAAAGUCUCCACUUCGGAUUUCCCACUUCAAGCCCAAAUAUUUCAUACUUUGACUAAAACAGUGACUUAUUGACUUCAAUCAUUGUGCAACGUCAUGGGCAAGAUCUGGACAUUAUCUUUCAGUAGAUUCUUUUUAAAUUUCCACUCUUGUGGUACUUUAAACUUCCUUAUAUUAGCCUCAUCUGCAUAUUUCUCCUGUUGUAUUCUUUAUAACGUAUAAUGUCCAUUAUAUACCACCAUCAUAUAGCGGCAUUAAAAAUCAAAGGAAGAGGCGUUGCCGUGCCUUCUUCACGACUGUGUUGGUGUGUGGGGACCAUGUUAAUUCCUUAGUGAUGUGGACAGCGAGGAACUUGAAGCUUUCGACCUGCUCCACUACAGCCCCAUCGAUGUGGAUGGGGCAUGCUCGGCCCUCCAUUUCCUGGACUCCACGAUCAGCUCCUUUGUCUUGUUGAUGUUGAGGGAGAGGUUGUGUCACUGACCUCCUCCCUAUAGGCUGUCCCAUCAUUGUCGGUGAUCAGACCUACCACCGUCGUGUCGUCAGCAAACUUAAUGAUGGUGUUGGAGUCAUGCACGGCCACGCAGUCGUGGGUGAACAGGGAGUACAGGAGGGGACUAAGCACGUACCCCUGAAGGGUCCCCGUGUAGAGGGUCAGCGUGGCGGAUGUGUUGUUGCCUACCCUCACCACUUGGGGGCGGCCCAGGAAGUCCAGGAUCCAGUCGCAGAGGGAGGUGUUCAGUCCAAGGGUCCUGAUCUUAGUGAUGAGCUUGGAGGGCACUACAGUGUUGAACGCUGAGCUUGUAGUCAAUUAACAGCAUUCUCACAAAAGUGUUCAGUGUUCCUCUUCUCCAGGUGGGAGAGGACAGUGUGGAGUGCAAUAGAGAUUGCGUCAUCUGUGGAUCUGUUGGGGCGUUAUGCAAAUUGGAGUGGGUCCAGGGUGUCUGGGAUGAUGGCGUUGAUGUGAGCCAUGACCAGCUUUUCAAAGUAUUUCAUGGCUACAGAUGUGCGCUAUGGGGCGAUAGUCAUUUAGACAGGUUACCUUGGCGUUCUUGGGCACAGGAACUAUGGUGGUCUGCUUGAAACAUGUAGGUAUUAGAGACUGGGUCAGGGAGAGGUUGAAAAUGUUAGACACCCACCAGCUGGUCAGCGCAUGCUCUGAGUAUGCGUCCUGGUCAUCCGUCUGGCCCUGCGGCCUUGUGAACAUUAACCUGUUUAAAGGUCUUACUCACAUCGGCUAUGGCGAGUGAGAUCACACAGUCGUCCGGAACAGCUGGUGCUUUCAUGCAUGGUUCAGUGUUGCUUGCCUCGAAGCGAGCAUACGACCAGGGCCCUGAGUUGUCCCAGGUCAGAUUACAUGGUCAGGAAAAACAUAGGAACCAAAUUUAUGAAAUACUGUUUCUUUAGCGAAAACAUAACUUUUUCUGCCGUUGAAGUUAUGAAGUAUCUGCUUUACUAAUGUAGCAUGUAAAUGAGAAAGUGUUUCAGAUCCUGGACCAACAGAUGGUGUUGUUAUAUCCGGUACCACUCAGCAUCACCUCUUCCUCAUUGUCUCGUUAUCUCCAUCUCAUCCUCCUUUCCCCCUCUUUCCCUUUUUCUCUCACUUUCUUAGGCACUUCUACAGAUGACUCUGUGCUCAAUGUGGCUCAAAUACCAGUCCUAAGCAACAAGGACUGUAACAACUACUUUCGGGGUCGUGUUCGGGAGAACGAGAUGUGCACCAACUCCUUCCAGGGUGGGGUGGGUGCCUGUGAGGUAGGUUCGGUGUGUUUGUGAGUUGUAGGAUAUUUCUAUGGGCAGUGAUUUGUUUGUAUGAGAGAGACUGAGAUUGAUGGUGAGCAAGAAUGAUAAGAUGAUAACUUUAUGAUGACUUUAUUUGAUCCUUUAUGUGACAUACAGCCCAACACAAACAUGGACAGAUGUAGGAUCUUAAUUUUAGCCAGUUUGCUACAGAAGGCAAAUAAUCCUGCAGCAAUGUAAAUUAUUAUGUGGAUUAUAAUUAAUGGAAAUCUUUGUAGGGCUUGAUACAUUUUUCGUAAGGGAAAAUCAAGUCUGAAAUUUCAGAGUGGAAAUUACAAACUUCAGAAGCCUUUUUUAAGCUCAAAUACACUACAAGUUUUAAAUGUCCCGCAUUGCAGGAAAGUUCUGCUGUGUGACAAUGAUCUGACAGUGAUGUGUUCUUUCCAUGUGACCCCCAGAGAGACUACGGGGGCCCUCUGGCCUGUCAGAACAGUGACUGCUGGGUGCUGGAGGGAGUGAUCAUCCCCAUGAGGCGCUGUGGACACCCAGGCCAGCCUAACAUCUUCAUCCGCGUCUCUGUCUAUGUGGACUGGAUUAAGAAGGUCAUGGAGAUGGCU